AAAGAAAAUAAUGUAAUGCAAACCUAAACCUCUCUCUUACUUUCAUCAUCUUCAACCUAAACUCAAGACACAAACAUUAUCUCUUGCCCCCUCUACUAGUGCUAGUGCUGUGCCUUCCCGCCAACUUCUGCCGCCGUUGCUACUGCUGUUCCUCCCCCCGCCGCUAGUCCUGCGCCGUUCUGCCGCCGCUAUCCGUCGCUGCCGUUGUAGCUACUGUUUCGUGCUGUGCUCCUCCAUCUGCUGCAAUUAGGUGAAGCGUGACAUACUGGGUCGUCGAUAAAACUCGUAGAUUAAAUAAACAAUGAAAGCAGGAAGGAAGAAUAUGAAGAGAGCAACAACAGAACAUGGUUUGAUUCUUGAAGAUGGUCAAACUAUUAUGAAAGUCGUCUCUCUUAGAGGUUCCAAUAUCGUUGAGGUAAUGGACGCAAAAGAUCAGAAAUUGUUGGCAUUGUUUCCGGCUAAGUUCCAAAAGAGCAUCUGGAUCAAACGAGGGAGUUUUGUUGUAGUUGAUGAAAGUGGAAAAGAAAAGGCAUUGGAGUCUGGUAGCAAGGUGGCUUGCAUUGUUUCUCGAGUUCUUUUUUAUGAUCAAGUUCGUCUUCUUCAGAAAUCUCCUCAAUGGGUGGACUUUUUCCAGUCUACAACUUCAAAUAAUCCCGAUGCAAGUUUGCAGAAGAAUACCCAGAAACAAGAAGAUGAUAAGCAUGAUUCCGAUGGUGAUGAAAGACUCCCUCAGUUAGAAGCCAAUAUGAAUACAAUGAAGCUGGCAGAGUUACGAGAAGAAGAUGACGAGCUUGAUUCAAGUGAUGAUGACGAUCUCCCUCCACUAGUAGCCAAUACAAAUAGAAUUAAGCUACCAGAAUACCAAUCAGAUUCCGAGUCAAAUUCAGGAUCCGACACAGAUUCUUGAACUAUCAUACAUGUAGCAUUUGUAUGCAAAUUUAGAGAUACUUAUCUUAAAAUUAUCAUUUAUUUAACAAUUUUAAGGUUAGAGAAAAGGAGAAGAAGAGAGUUGCCAUCAAAAUUUCCAAUUUUUGUACCUGCUGAUCUUAAUUUGUAAAGUUUUCAAAUUUUUCUUUGGUUGUAAUAACUGAGAAUUAAUUAUUUAUAGGAUAUCUUGCUUGAAAGUU
Messenger RNA from Mercurialis annua (annual mercury), 1127 nucleotides. RefSeq lists its product as uncharacterized. Gene Ontology annotation, biological process: translational initiation. Gene Ontology annotation, cellular component: nucleus. The record is from RefSeq and is a predicted model, not a curated record. The transcript is spliced from 4 exons. Bases 302 to 907 code for a protein of 201 amino acids. Gene Ontology annotation, molecular function: translation initiation factor activity; RNA binding. NCBI's taxonomy places the organism in Eukaryota, Viridiplantae, Streptophyta, Magnoliopsida, Malpighiales, Euphorbiaceae.